Aegilops tauschii subsp. strangulata is the source of this 1713-nucleotide messenger RNA. The record is from RefSeq and is a predicted model, not a curated record. Lineage: Eukaryota; Viridiplantae; Streptophyta; Magnoliopsida; Poales; Poaceae.
AUGCGGGCGUGGUGGCCGAGGCGGAGGAAGGGGAUCGCCACCGUGCAAGCACGCCCGGCAUGCGUGGAGGCGGACAGCUCUAGCCGUCCCGUCGUCGAGACGUGGCGCUCGAAGCAGACACGUGAACACGACACGCUCUCCCACAACAACGGCCGACGCGAGUGGGGUCGCUUCCUCGAUCUCGGCGACGCUCUUUGGCCAUCCAUCAAGAGUUGGCACAAGGCGGAGAUUGAGCUAGACGCCGCGAAGGAUACGAUGGCGGCCGAUGAAGAUGGCGCCGCCAAAUUGCUGGAGGCGGCGAACGAAGAGUACGCACUCGCCAACGUUCUCUACCAGUCGACAAACAAGUACUACCUCAACGUGAAUUCUGCUGCUACCUCUGGGACUUCUGCUUACAAGAAUGAGGACGAGGAAAUGGAGGAUGCAGUCACCUCUAAUCCGACUCUUCCCAAUGUCAUUGACCUUCCGGAUGACGAUGAAGAUGUGCCGCUGAGGCCCAGGAAAAGAGGAAACAGGAAGACGUCAGCCGACAAGGCGCCUCUGUCGACGCCGGUGACGGAACCGGUGGUCCAGGAAGCCGGCGACACCAAUCGGACUGCUGUGAAUUUUGCCAUACCGCUGACGAGUGCCCAGCCUUCAGCGUCGACUGCCCAGACUCCAGUCGAUCCAUCUUCACUCUUCGCCGCACAUCACGUCCCAGAGGACCAAACGGGUGCUGUUAAGGAGGCUAUUCGCCAAGCGAGCAUCAUGAUGGAGCGGAUGAAGGUGAUCCGAGAGGCUAGCCAAGCUGCUUACGACGCCAGUUCAGCACUUCAGAGCAACGUCCAGAAACUGAACCAAGCUCUGGCGAAAAAGGACCAAGAUCUAGCGGCUGCACAGAAUACAACUGAUGAGAAAACUGCACUCGCAGAACAGAAGCUAGCUUCAGUCGGCAAACUGGAGGAAGAAAACGCCAAGCUAAAAACUGCCCUUGACGAAGCCAAUAAGGAACCGACUCGCCUGAAAAAGGACAAGAACAAUCUGAACGAGAAGAUGGAAGGCAUUGCUCGCAAGAGGGACGAUCUGGAGAACUAUCUGGGAGGCCUUGCUAAGAAGCUGUUCGUCAUGCUUGAAGAAUUUUGCCGGAACUUCGGGGAAGAAACUGGGCGAGUCGAGACAAGCUUGGACCCCAUCCGAUCUCCAGUGAAAGACGAAGCUGCCAUGAAUUGCCAGCCGCCGCCUCCCACUGCGCGGGCCCGCCAAGCCCAUCUCCAGCCCGCCCGAGCCCAUCCGGGCCCCAGCGUGCCGCCGCCCCGCUGCCGUCCGCCGGACCGCGCUUGCCGCCGACCCCCCGCGCACCCCGCGCCAGCACUCCGCCGCCGUCCUCCACCCCCGCGGCUGCUCCUCCCGUCGCCGCGCCCGGGAGCGCCAAGCCCCUCCGCCGCCGACCCCGCCUCCCGUGUGCCGUCGAUAUCCGCCUUCGCCGCCGGCCCCAGGUCCGUCUUCCCCUUGCCGCCCGCGGCCGGAUCCGGCGCCUCCAUGGCCGGAUCGGCCGUCCCCACCCGCCACCCGUCGUCGGCGUCCGUCGGCGCCGUCGCGCCUCACCUCGGCCUCGGCAGGAGGUCGGGGCCGAGCUCCUCUCCGUGUGGGCCCUGCAACCCCCACAGCCCAGCUCCCCGCGCCCUUUGGGCCUCUCCUCCGACCGGGCCGAGCCCUAGGGUGAGCGCCCUCUAA